CCCUCAAGCGAUAUUCAAAACGUUGAGUCAAGGUUUUGAGCAUGCGUUCUCCCGCUUUUGCUGUAUUUGUGACUGUGAAUUUGUGUAAUAUAGGCAUGACAUUAUAGGGCCUAGGCCUACAUGAAAUACAGCGUGCGGGUUUUGGUGUUAAAAUUCUGUCGUCUCCUCUAUUCAGCUAUUUUCUGCAUUCACUGACCUUUCAAUACCUCACUAUGGAUACGGACUUGUACGAUGAGUUUGGCAAUUACAUUGGGCCUGAGCUGGACAGUGAUUCAGAAGAUGUGGAGUCAGAGGAGGAAAGACCUGAGCUACGAUUGGAAGUUGACGAGGAUGAUGAUGAAGAGCCCAUGGAGGCAGGUGACAUAUCCCAGGCUGUGGUGCUUCAUGAAGACAAGAAGUACUACCCAACAGCUGAGGAGGUCUAUGGACCUGAUGUUGAGACCAUCAUACAUGAAGAGGAUACUCAGCCUCUCACAGAUCCUAUUAUUGCACCUGUGAAGCAAAAGAAGUUUAAAAUGACUGAACAGGAGCUACCUGUGACAACUUAUGACAUGGAAUUUCUUGCUGAUAUGAUGGACAAUGCGGAACUGAUUAGAAACGUCACAUUUGCUGGACAUCUACAUAAUGGAAAGACAACAUUUGUGGAUUGCUUGAUGGAACAGACUCACCCAGACCUCAGAGUCAAGAAGGAUGGUGGUAUCAGGUAUACAGAUACGCUCUUCACUGAACAAGAGAGAGGUGUCAGCAUCAAGGCUCAGCCAGUCACAUUAGUUAUGCCAGACAGUAAGGGGAAACACUUCCUGAUGAACAUCAUGGACACCCCUGGGCACGUCAAUUUCUCUGAUGAAGUGACGGCAGCGUUCCGCCUGAGUGAUGGUGCUGUGAUAUUUGUAGAUGCAGCUGAGGGUAUCAUGUUGAAUACUGAGCGUCUCAUUAAGCAUGCUAUACAAGAGCAGGUGGCAGUCACCAUAUGUAUCAAUAAGCUUGACAGGCUCGUGCUAGAGCUGAAACUACCACCUGCAGAUGCCUAUUACAAAUUGCGAAACAUCAUUACAGAGAUCAAUGGGCUAAUGAGUGUGUACUCUGAUGAGGCAGAGCCAAUGAUGGUGUCACCAUUGCUGGGCAACAUCUGUUUUGCCAGUUCACAGUAUAGCAUGUGCUUCACUCUUGCAUCCUUUGCCAAGAUCUAUGCUGAUUGCUACGGAGGCAUUGACCAUCGGGAGUUUGCCAAGCGACUCUGGGGUGAUAUCUACUUCAAUCCUAAGACCCGGAAAUUUACCAAGAAAUCUCCAGUCAGUACAGCCCAGCGUAGCUUUGUGGAGUUUAUUUUGGAACCCAUGUACAAACUCUUUGCUCAGGUUGUUGGAGAUGUGGACAGUACAUUGCCAGGGGUACUGGAUGAGCUUGGAAUUCAUCUUACCAAGGACGAGAUGAAGAUGAAUAUCAAACCACUACUCAAACUUGUCUGCAAGAAAUUCUUUGGUGAUUUUACAGGAUUUGUCGAUAUGUGUGUUGAACAUGUCCCAUCCCCUGUAGCUGCUGCUAAGAUGAAAAUAGAACACUUGUACACUGGGCCCAUGGACUCGGACCUGGUCGACACCAUGAUGGAAUGUGACCCUGAGGGUCCUUUGAUGCUGCACACAACCAAGAUGUACAGCACAGAAGAUGGGGUAAGCUUCCAUGCCUUUGGUCGGGUCAUGAGUGGUACCAUCCAUGCUAAUCAAGAGGUUAGGGUUCUUGGAGAGAACUACACUUUGGAAGAUGAAGAAGACUCCAGAAUCAGCCUGGUUGGUAGGCUAUGGAUUUCAGAAGCUAGAUACAAAAUUGAGGUGAACCGAGUGCCAGCGGGCAAUUGGGUCCUGAUAGAGGGAGUGGAUGAACCAAUCGUUAAGACCUCCACAAUUACAGAAAGCAGAGGGCUGGAUGAGGUUUACAUCUUUCGCCCUCUGAAAUUCAACACCAGCUCAGUCAUCAAGAUUGCUGUGGAGCCUGUCAACCCUUCCGAGCUGCCCAAAAUGCUUGAUGGACUGCGAAAGAUAAACAAGAGUUACCCACUGAUCACAACUAAGGUUGAGGAAUCAGGUGAACAUGUUGUGCUUGGCACCGGUGAGCUGUAUUUGGAUUGUGUUAUGCAUGACCUCAGGAAGAUGUAUUCUGAAAUAGAUAUCAAAGUUGCUGAUCCUGUGGUGGCCUUCUGUGAGACCGUGGUUGAGACUUCAUCACUGAAGUGUUUUGCUGAAACACCCAACAAAAAGAAUAAGCUGACCAUGAUCGCUGAGCCUCUUGAGAAAGGACUGGCUGAAGACAUCGAGAGUGAAGUUGUUCAGAUAAAUUGGAACAGGAAGAGAUUGGGAGAGUUUUUCCAGACCAAGUAUGACUGGGAUUUACUGGCUGCUCGUUCCAUUUGGGCUUUUGGACCUGAUACUACAGGUCCUAACAUCCUAGUUGAUGAUACCCUUCCAUCUGAGGUUGACAAGGCAUUGCUUAAUUCUGUAAAGGACAGCAUUGUACAAGGAUUUCAGUGGGGAACACGAGAAGGACCACUGUGUGAUGAACCCAUUCGGAAUGUAAAGUUCAAGAUCCUUGAUGCAGUCAUAGCUGGGGAGCCAAUCCAUAGAGGAGGUGGCCAGAUUAUUCCCACAGCCAGACGUGUAGCUUACUCUGCCUUCCUCAUGGCCACUCCCCGUUUAAUGGAGCCAUACUACUUUGUGGAAGUGCAAGCCCCAGCUGACUGCGUGUCUGCUGUCUACACUGUGCUGGCCAGAAGAAGAGGUCACGUUACCCAAGAUGCACCUGUGCCAGGAUCACCGCUAUACACCAUCAAAGCCUUCAUUCCAGCAAUUGAUUCUUUUGGGUUUGAAACCGACCUAAGAACACACACCCAGGGGCAGGCAUUCUGUCUGUCUGUGUUUCAUCACUGGCAGAUUGUUCCUGGUGAUCCCUUAGAUAAGAGUAUUGUGAUACGCCCUCUUGAGCCACAACCUGCUAUGCAUCUCGCUCGAGAGUUCAUGAUCAAGACCAGAAGGAGAAAGGGUCUGAGUGAGGACGUUAGUAUCAACAAGUUCUUCGAUGAUCCUAUGUUGCUGGAGUUGGCCCGACAGGAUGUGAUGCUGAACUACCAGAUGUGAAUAGUACCCAUAGCUUGGUACACGUCAGUACUUAAUACUUGGAUAAAAGUACUCAACUACAACACUGCAUAUUGGACCAUGGACUCUGUUAUUUAACAAUAGAGGGCGCUUUUUGUGACUACUUGUGAGAAUUCCAGUGGGAGGGACACACACUGCACGCAUGCACUGGUUUACGGAUGAUCAGUUAUAUUUUCGGUGUAUUCAAGUUCCUCCCAGUGGUCUUCUCCGACUCUUUCUUUGUAACGAAGUGAGAGGGUACUUGUGCAAAGAGUCCAUAAGGCCC
Molecule: messenger RNA, 3411 nt
Organism: Patiria miniata (bat star)
Lineage: Eukaryota; Metazoa; Echinodermata; Asteroidea; Valvatida; Asterinidae
Gene: eftud2
Product: 116 kDa U5 small nuclear ribonucleoprotein component-like
Exons: 26
Coding region: 213-3128 (971 amino acids)
Biological process (GO): mRNA splicing, via spliceosome
Cellular component (GO): U2-type catalytic step 2 spliceosome; U4/U6 x U5 tri-snRNP complex; cytosol
Molecular function (GO): translation elongation factor activity; GTP binding; U5 snRNA binding
Source: RefSeq, a predicted model, not a curated record